CAUGAUAACCUCAUGUCUCGUCCUGAAGCCUUGGAUCUAGGGCAAAACAGCGAUCUGUUUCGGGACAACAGCAGCACCUGCGACAUCGGCCUGUCCGUCAGCCAGGCCAGCAAUGAACACGAUGGUGACCUCGUUUCCUUUUCAACUGAUGCCGUUGAAGGUGGUUGUGGUGGUGUUGUUGGUGGCGCUGUCGAAUGCAGUGUUCUUGGUGUUCUUGGUAUCGAGGACGAAGGCGGUACGAGAAGCAAUACAGAUUAUGUUGGACACAACGGACUUGAGAUGUUCUCAGAUGGUAACCUUUCCAUGACCUUGUUACCACCAAAGGAUGUUCAAACAACCGUACCUGCAGCUAUAUGUAACGGAGAGGCCUCUCUAGCGAACCUUCCAGGGGAGCCUCGACAAAGGGUCCCACUUCUACUUCCGCCAUCACUUUCCCAAUCAAAAGCACCUUCCCAAUCAUCCGUCUUUUUUCAGGCUCAACACUCUAACUUGGCACCCGUCAUUCCACCGAAAGGAGUGUUACACCGCAAAUCUUCGGCUCCACAGCCACCUAUGCACCAAUAUCAGCAGCAGAUUUCUGGCUCGAGAUAUGGCCAAUCCAAUGCCCAUGUGUCUAAUCUCGACACAGUCUUGCCACAGCUACGUAUUGCUUCCUUGCGUGGAAAUUUAAGCCCACCCACCCUCCAUAACGGCCAGCACGAAGUUGGUCAGCCUAAAGCUUUGAUCGAGAGGCCGACUGAUGACGACCUAGAGGCUGGCUGCGACCCUACUGGUCCGCCAAUAAUGAUCUCGAGUCAGAGUUGUGCUGGAGGUGGCGGCAGUGCUGUAGGAGGUUUACUCCCCCAGCCUCUGAGCAGGAUUCGCCCGGCAAGGAUCAAUUCGAGUGUUGAGGUAUGCAGAAUAUGCACGUGUCGACUGGGGUUCUGUUUAUGCCAAACCUGCACUCUGAAAUAUUCGCACCUAUGCUUUUUGCACAAGCGUGCCAGGCCCUCAAUGGAGGAUAUGCAUGCGUUGAUUCUUUCUUUGCAUGCCUUUUUCUGA
Molecule: messenger RNA, 1041 nt
Organism: Protopolystoma xenopodis
Lineage: Eukaryota; Metazoa; Platyhelminthes; Monogenea; Polystomatidea; Polystomatidae
Source: the annotation of a GenBank genome assembly